AUGGUUCCAGCGGAAGUGUUGAACGAGUUCCGCCACCUGUUUUCACCAGAGGAGGCCAUGAAGCUGCCGCCACACCGGCCAGGUGUGGACCACGAGGUAAACUUGCAGCCUGACAAGAAUGGGAACGAGCCGCCCCUGCCCUGGGGACCGCUUUACAACAUGUCACGCGAAGAGUUCUCAGCGGCUGCCGCGCCGGUGCUGUUCCGCGACCGAUAUCCACUGCCCCUCAUCGCGGAGACCCUACAGAAUCUGGCCAAGGCUAAGUGGUUUACCAAGUUGGACGUGGUGGCCGCCUUCCAUAAGAUCCGCAUGGCUCCGGGACAUGAGGGAAAGACCGCAUUUCGCACGAGGUUUGGGCUCUACGAGUGGCUCGUGUGCCCUUUCGGCCUGAGCGGCGCCCCGGCAUCAUUCCAACGAUACAUGAAAAGUGUGUUGCGCGAGUGGCUGGACGACUUUGUCACAGCAUACCUGGAUGAUGUGCUGAUCUACUCGAGUGGUUCGAAGGCGGAUCAUGAGGCUAAGGUGCGACGAGUUCUCCAAGCACUCGCCGACGCUGGGCUGCAUCUAGACCCAGCGAAGUGCGAGUUUUCGGUACAAGAGGUCAAAUACCUUGGGUUCAUCGUCAACGCAGGGAAAGGAAUCGCCUGCGACCCCGAGAAGCAGCGUGCCAUCCGCGAAUGGGAGGCCCUGACCACGGUGAAGGGUGUCAGAAGCUUUCUGGGCUUCGCCAACUACUACCGGAUCUUCAUCCCCGACUAUGCCAAGAUCACGCAGCCUCUAGAUGCCCUGCUUAAGAAAGGAACUGCCUUUCGUUGGAGACGAGCGGAGAACGAGGCGUUUCAGCAGCUGAAGCGACGAUUUUGCGAGUCACCUGUGCUCAAGCAGUGGGACCCGAGCCUCCUGACCUUUUUGGAGACAGAUUGCUCAGGCUACGCAUUGGGAGGCGUCCUGUCUCAGGAAGGCCCAGAUGGACGUCGACACGCAUGUGCCUUCUUCUCGAAGCGACUGUCGCCAGCGGAGUACAACUAUCCCAUUCACGACAAGGAGAUGCUUGCCAUCAUGAGAUGUCUCGACAACUGGAGCGCCGAACUUAGGAGCUGCGGCCCAUUCACAAUCCUUACCGAUCACCGCAACCUGGAGUAUUUCAUGACACGCCAGAAGCUCACGGAACGGCAGAGCCGUUGGGCAGCCGAAUUGUCCCAGUUCGACUUCAAGCUCGAGUAUCGACCGGGAAGCGAGGCUGUCGUGCCCGAUGCGCUGUCCCGCCGCGAACAAGACAAGCCACAGGGCAUUGACGACGAGCGGGAACAAGGAAGAAUGAUACAGUUGAUACCGGAUAGUGCCAUUCCAUCAUCGACAAGAGCAUGCAUCAACGCGAUGAGUUCUGAGUGUUCAGAGACAUCCACCCUGCCGGAGAUGAAGGUCUUCGAGGAAGCGGACCUGCAGCAACUCUGGGACGAAACGGUGGAGAAGGACUCGAUAUUCCGGGCAGCCUAUAAGGCAGUCCGCGAUCGCGAGCGUGCCUUCCCGCCCCCGCUGGGCCUGAAGAUCCAGAUUUCAGAGUGUGCGAUCGACGCAGGCAAAAGGCUGACAUUCAGAGACCGUAUUUGGUCGCAUGACUCUGUUGCGACCGGUCAUCCCGGCAGGGAAGGUACGCUGGCUAUCGUGGCUCGGCGAUUCUACUGGCCUGGACAGUCCCAGCUGGUUCGCCGGUUCGUAGCCAAUUGCGACACCUGCGGCAGAGCACACAUCUGGCGUCAGUCGAAAAGGGGAUUUCUCAAGCCUCUCCCGAUUCCAGAUCGACCCCGAAGCCAUUUGUCCAUGGACUUCAUCACAGAUCUGCCGCCUACUGGACCGAGAAAGGCAAGGUACCUGUGGGUGAUUGUGGACAGACUGACAAAGGCUGUGACCCUCGAAGUGAUGGACAACAUGGAAGCUGAGCCGUGUGCAAAACGUUUUCUCCAGUGUCAUUACCGAUUUCACGGAAUGCCACGGUCCAUCGUCAGCGACCGCGGGAGCAACUGGCUAACCUAUCAUCCUCAGACGGACGGAGGGCCAGAGAGAAUGAACCAGGAGAUCGAGGCCUACCUGAGAGCCUAUGUGUCGUACGUGCAGGACGACUGGGGAGAACUGCUCCCUGCCGCGCAGCUGGCACUCAACAAUCGCGAAUCCGCAACGACCAAGAUCAGCCCCUUCUUCGCUGAGCAUGGUUACCACGUCGAUCCCAUCAGCGUCGAAGAAUCGGAAGAGCCACCAAGGGAUAGAGAGGAAAGCAGAGCUGAUGGCCUACUCAGUCGCCUGCAGGAGGUCAAUGAGUACAUGCAAGCAGUGAUGGCCGCCUCACAGCAACAACAAGAAGAGGCAGCCAACGCAAAGCGACAGCCUGCGGAGCGGUUCGAAGUUGGUGACAAGGUGUGGCUCUCGAUGGCAAACUACAGAUCACCACGACCGUGCAAGAAGCUCGACUGGCUGCAUCACAAGUACACAGUCACGAAGGGCGCAUCAAGAUCCGGCUCCUGGCCAAAAGGUGGAUGA
Messenger RNA from Hirsutella rhossiliensis, 2535 nucleotides. RefSeq names its product reverse transcriptase (RNA-dependent DNA polymerase) domain-containing protein. The transcript has 6 exons. Gene Ontology annotation, biological process: DNA integration. NCBI's taxonomy places the organism in Eukaryota, Fungi, Ascomycota, Sordariomycetes, Hypocreales, Ophiocordycipitaceae. Gene Ontology annotation, molecular function: nucleic acid binding. Bases 1 to 2535 code for a protein of 844 amino acids. The record is from RefSeq and is a predicted model, not a curated record.